Messenger RNA from Kalmanozyma brasiliensis GHG001, 1023 nucleotides. Its product is annotated as Short-chain dehydrogenase/reductase SDR. Lineage: Eukaryota; Fungi; Basidiomycota; Ustilaginomycetes; Ustilaginales. The transcript has a single exon. The record is from RefSeq and is a predicted model, not a curated record. Bases 1 to 1023 code for a protein of 340 amino acids.
AUGCCGUCGUUCAAAUCCACCGACAUUCCCGACCUCACUGGCCGCGUUGCCAUCGUCACUGGUGGUAACAGCGGUCUCGGCGAGGUCUCGUGCCUCGAGCUCGCUCGCAAGGGAGCCAAGGUGUACAUGGCUUCCCGAACCGAGUCGAAAGCGCAAGAUGCGAUCGCCAAGAUCAAGCAAGCCGUGCCUAACGCCGACAUCCACUUCCUGCAGCUCGACCUGACCGAGCUCGCUGCAGUGCGCAAAGCGGCCGAAGACUAUAUCUCCCGGGAAAAGCGACUCGACAUUUUGCUCAACAACGCCGGUGUCAUGGCCACACCCUACACGUUCACCAAGGACGGCCUCGAGCUGCAGGUGGGCACCAACGUCGUCGGUCACUACCUGUUCACCAUGCUCCUGCUUCCCACUUUGAUCAGCACGAGCAAGCUGCCCGAGUAUGCCAAGCCGGACUCUCCCUCCGUCCGUGUCGUGCAGGUGUCCAGUCUGGGCCACAUCAUGUCGCCCGGCGAUACUAGUUUCAAAGAUCUCGAUGCGGUCAACAAGAAGUACUGGCCCGAGGUCAAAGCGACCUUCGACCGUUACGGCAAGAGCAAACUCGGCAACGUCCUGAUUGCCAACGAACUUGCUCGCCUCGUCCCAUCCGACGCUCGAAUUGUCAACAUCUCGAUCCACCCGGGUGUCGUCCGUACCGGUCUGAUUCGAGGCAUGGACGAGUCGUACGGAAAGAUCGUCGGCUCGUUCAACAAGUUGGCCUCUCGCUUCUUCACCGCACCGGAGGACGGAGCGUUGACCCAACUCUACGCUUGCGCUUCGCCCGAAGUCGACCGUCUCGAUCUCAACGGCGCUUAUCUGGUGCCCGUCGCCAAGGUCGGCGGCAAGAGCAAACUCGCCCAGGACAAAGAGGGAAAGCUCGGAGCAGAAUUGUUUAGCUUCUGCAACUCGUUCAUCAAGGAGAAGCUCAACCUGGACGUUGCGGAGCAUGUCAAGGAGACCGGUGUACAGCUGCCCCAGAGCCACCUUUAG